AAUACCUGACCACCAUCAGUACACUCUGUCCCUAGCUGCCAUUAAUUCUAUUGGAGAAAAAUAACUUAUCAAGAUGAGAGCAGCUAUCGUUUGUCUAGUGCUUUCUGCAGUCGCCAUUUCAGCUGAUCUUCAAUCUGAUAUUGAAGAUGUUGCCUCUCACUUGCCAAUGAAGAAGAUCGAGUCAAUUGGUAAGCAAUACGUUGCAGCUUAUCCAAAAUAUGCCGAAGGACUCCGGUUUGUGGAAAAAGUCACUUACGAACAACUCGUGAAGAAUUUCCUCCAAACCAAAGACGGACAAGAAUUUAUUGAAUACUUUAAUAGUCGUGGAAUUAACAUUACUAACAUUUGGCUUAACGUGGCUAAGAAAAUAACUGAUUUAAAUCGCAAAUGGUUGGAACCAGUUAUGGAGGAUGAUUUGAAUGGAUCUAUCACCAAUAUCAGUGGAAAUAUUAUGGCAGAUUAUAGGAAAGCUAUUGCUGAAUCUGAUUUUGUCGAGACAGUGCAUAAGAAAUUGGAAACCAGUCCUGAAUUUUCAAAUCUUGUAGCUACUUUCAUGGAUCUCGAAUUCCGGAGUCAUUUUUACCGCGGUGCAAAUUCUAAAGUUCUUAUGGGUUUUGGAAAUAAUGCUGCAAUGCGUGGAUUCUGGGGAACAGCUUUUAAAAUUUUGAAAGCAGCAGUUAAAGCUGCAAUUUCAUUUUUUGGAUAAAGUUGGAAUCAGGAGUCACAAAAAUUUAAAAUGGUGGUUUGAGUGAAUUCGCGCUAAAAUUCGAAGAUUCUGGGAUUCUACUCACACUGAUAACAACAUUCGAUUCGUGCCCGUCAGUCGGUAUAUCUGAAAGUCUUAUAAAAUAUUAAUAACAAAAUUUUAUCUAAGAUACAAAAGGUUUAAGUCAAUGUCUUUCUCCCUUUUCAAGAUACUUAAGUUAAAACCCAACACCGUAAUAUUUUUCUACAUUUCCAGAUCAAGAGACAUUAACUUUGGCUAUUAAAUAGUAGUUUAUUUCCAAUUUUAGACAAAGUAGAUUUGAAACUACUUUUCCUUAAUAAAAAACUCUCUUCUGUCGAAAAAUAA
Molecule: messenger RNA, 1072 nt
Organism: Eupeodes corollae
Lineage: Eukaryota; Metazoa; Arthropoda; Insecta; Diptera; Syrphidae
Exons: 2
Coding region: 74-706 (210 amino acids)
Source: RefSeq, a predicted model, not a curated record